AUGGAACAGCUGGUGCUCGACUGUCGCCCUACUUUGUCGACGUCACCUGUCUUGUCGUGUGGUGACCACUCUGGCAUUCCCACGUCAGGUGCACUCCUCCCUCUCCUUCCCCACCCCGACAACCUGCGCCUUCCCCAUUGUGUGGUGGAAUUCAUCUUCUCCACCAACUCCACUUCCGCGCCCCUGUCCCUUCUUGUUCCCCUGUCUCCUGGCCUCCUCCGCACACCCGCCCGUUCCCCCUGCCUCUUGGGCCACUUCCCUGUCGUCUUCAUUCCUACAUGCACAAUGGCGCACAUAGUAAGAAUCCUCACGCUUCUCGCUCUCGUCUCAGCCUGCGCCGCUAUAGUGGUGGAUGGUAACGCCGAUUUGAUCAAGGCUAAGGAGGCGCUCAAGAAGUGGGGCGAGUACAACACGUACAUGACCCUCCUCCAAUCAUCUGGUUUCGAGCCCAUCCUCGCGCGGUACAUUCAGACGCAGCCCGUGACACUUCUCGUCCCCAACGACAAGGCCUUCGCGACCCUCCCCAUGCGCGUCAAGGCACAGCUCUCCGGCUCCAAGCUCAUCAAGCUUCUCGAGUACCAGAUGAUUCUUCAGAAGCUUCCCUCCGGCUUCCUUAAGAUGGCGCAGCCCGGUUCUAAGUUCCGUACCGUGUACGGCGUAACGCUCGUGAAGCAAAAAGCAGCGCUCAAGAACACCGUGAUUCUUGGCGCGCCCGGUGCGACGAUGCCGUCGCAGAUGGCAGUGGUUACCCGAGGCGAUAUGGCGGCCGCGAAGCUCAUGCUGCUGUGCCUACACGGCACCAACAACGUCAUCCUCCCUCCCAACGUCUUCUUCUAA
Molecule: messenger RNA, 837 nt
Organism: Closterium sp. Yama58-4
Lineage: Eukaryota; Viridiplantae; Streptophyta; Zygnematophyceae; Desmidiales; Closteriaceae
Source: the annotation of a GenBank genome assembly